Messenger RNA from Synchiropus splendidus (mandarinfish), 4211 nucleotides. It is a transcript of the gene esyt2a, whose product is annotated as extended synaptotagmin-like protein 2a. The transcript is spliced from 25 exons. The coding region runs from base 157 to 2886 and encodes 909 amino acids. Lineage: Eukaryota; Metazoa; Chordata; Actinopteri; Syngnathiformes; Callionymidae. Gene Ontology annotation, biological process: lipid transport. Gene Ontology annotation, molecular function: lipid binding. The record is from RefSeq and is a predicted model, not a curated record.
GUUCUCGCGAUGACAGCUGCUGAAGGAGAGUCGACUGUCGGAGUUGCACAGGACGGAAUGUCGGGUCUCGCCUCCUGAGGAAUUUCAUCGUUUUUGUCGCCAAGCAGAGAGCGUAUGUCUUCACAGACGUAGGUGAGCAGCAGUGCUGGCCCCAGGAUGGCAGGAUCCGCAGCACCAGACGCCCGCUCCAAUGGACCCGUACCGGCCGCCCGCCCCAACCUGGGGCCUCCCCCGGACGACCUGGACGAGCCCCAGUCCUCACUGGCAGACGUUACCCAGAUGUGGAUGUCGUUUGGCAGGACUUUUGCCAUCAUCUUUCCCAUUUACGUCCUGGGGUACUUUGAGUUCAGCUUCAGCUGGGUUCUGAUCGGACUGGCGCUACUGUUCUACUGGAGGAAGAACUAUGGUGACCAAGACUACCGGAUUAACCGGGCUUUGAAGUACCUGGAGGUGGAAGACAAGGUGGUGAAGAAAAGCAUUCCGACCACUGAGCUGCCAUCGUGGGUUCAUUAUCCAGACGUGGAGCGUGUGGAAUGGCUGAACAAGACAGUCAGACAGAUGUGGCCCUUCAUCUGCCAGUUUGUGGACAAACUCUUCAGAGACACAAUUGAGCCAGCCGUGAAGGGAGCCAACCCCUACCUGAGCUCCUUCUGCUUCACCAAGAUCGACAUGGGGGACAAGCCACUGAGAGUGAACGGAGUGAAGGUCUACACAGAGAAUGUGGAUAAGAGGCAGAUCAUCAUGGACCUCCAGAUCAGUUUUGUCGGGAACACAGAGAUCGACGUGGACAUCAAGAAGUUCUACUGCCGGGCUGGAAUCAAGAGCAUCCAGCUUCAUGGAGUCAUGCGGGUGGUGAUGGAGCCGCUGCUGGGCGACAUGCCCCUGGUGGGAGCCGUGUCUGUCUUCUUCCUCAAGAAGCCGCUGUUAGACAUCAACUGGACUGGACUUACCAAUAUGCUGGACAUCCCCGGCGUCAAUGGUCUCUGCGACAACAUCAUCCAGGACAUCAUCUACUCCUAUCUGGUUCUGCCGAACCGGAUCACCAUCCCGCUGGUGGGCGAUGCUCAGAUGGCACAGCUGCGCUUCCCUGUUCCCAAGGGCGUCCUGAGGAUCCACUUCCUGGAGGCCCAGGACCUGCUGGGCAAGGACAAGUUUUUGGGCGGACUCAUCAAAGGGAAGUCCGACCCGUACGGCGUGAUCCGGGUUGGGAACAAGCUUUUCCAAAGUAAAGUGAUCCACGAGACUGUGCAUCCCAAAUGGAACGAAGUGUACGAGACGCAGAUCUUUGAGCACAGCGGUCAGAGUCUGGAGAUCGAGCUGUUUGACGAAGACACGGACAAGGACGACUUCUUGGGGAGUCUGAUCAUCGACAUGGACGAGGUGGUGAAGCAGCAGAAGGUGGAUCAGUGGUUCACGCUGGACGACGUCUCUUCGGGGAAGCUGCACCUGAAGCUGGAGUGGCUGUCACUGCUGUCCACGCCUCACAAGCUGGACCAGGCGCUGACCAGCAUCCGAGCUCACCACGGCAAAGCCAACGAUGGCCUCUCAUCAGCGCUUCUCAUCGUCUUCCUGGACUCUGCCAGAAACUUGCCGAGUGUGUUUGAGGGGAACUUGGGCUCGGGCUUCCUGCAAGAGCGCCGCUCCUCGGGCCUGGUGGUCUGUGAGAACACGUCGUCCCUGUACCGGACCUUGUUUCGAAACCCAUUAGAGUUGAACCAUGCAGGGCUGAAGAAGUCCUCGAUCAAUAAGGCCAUCAAGUCUGCAAAGAAGGUGACCAGUGACCCAAAUCCUGCAGUCCAGUUUACUGUUGGGCACCAAACAUUCAAGAGCAAGACGAGGUAUAAAACCAACGAGCCGGUCUGGGAAGAAACGUUCAGCUUCAUGAUUCACAACCCCCGGGCCCAGGACCUGGAGGUGGAGGUGUUGGACGAGAAGCACGAAUGCUCUUUGGGGACACUAACGUUGGAGCUGAAGCGCCUGCUGGAGGCUGAAGACAUGACAAUGAACGAGCGCUUUCCCAUCCGGACCUCGGGAGCCAGCUCCACCCUGAAGAUGAAGAUCGCCCUGCGGGUUCUGUGUGUAGACACAGACUCGUCCUCAGAUGCUACUCCAUCCUCAGGUGACCUCUGCAAGUCCAGCUCCUCUGACCCGACCCCCGUGACUCCAGCUGAACGCACCAGGCCUCCGGCCACGCCCACCCAUGAGGCACCAGGGUCCACGACCGUGUCUGCCCAGGACGCACUCAACCGCAGGAAGCAGUCGGAAGAUGUGGCGAGGAAUCAGGGCCGGAGUCAGAACCUGGCGGACAUGGGGCGCAGCACCUCCAACUUGGCCCUCUCAGGCUCGCAGCUGCACCUGGCUGAUGGCAAAGAGCCCACGCCAAGCAUCGCCUCCGACAUCUCCAACCCGUUUGCCACUCAGGAGCUGCAGAACAGGGUCCAGCAGCUGCAGAAUGGUUCUGGUCAUAACUACUUCUCUCUGGGUGAGAUCCAGCUGACAGUGCGACACAGCUCGCACAGGAACAAGCUGGUGGUGGUGGUGCACAGCUGCAGGAACCUGAUUGCCUUCACCGACCACGGCUCAGACCCGUAUGUGCGGCUCUACCUGCUGCCCGACAAACGGCGAUCCGGUCGCAGAAAAACCAGCACGGUCAAGAAAACGUUGAACCCGGUUUACGAGCAGACCUUUGAGUUCAGCGUGUCGUUGGUGGAGCUGCAUAGAAGAACUCUGGACGUAGCGGUGAAGAAUGGCGGUGGGCUGCUUUCCAAGCACAAAGGCCUUCUGGGAAAGGUUCUGGUGGAUUUGAUCCAUGAAGACAUCAACAAGGGCUGGAGGCAGUGGUACGAGUUGAGUGAGGAUGGUCUGGCCAGGAACCAGCAGCUCUGAUUCGGGCCUGCUGAGGCCCGACGCUCGCGCAGCUUUCUCUUUACCAAGGCAAACCUCCCUCCGAGGUGAGUGAGGGAGACGUAGCUGUGUUCUAGAAGAGUCUGCAGCUGUAGAACCCGGACUGUAAACACGGGCUGCUUCAGUUUGGUUUCAGUCAAAAGGGAAAAAAAUGCCAAAGAGAUUUUUUUUUAACAGCUUUAUUUUUUAAUUUAACCAAGAUUAACUUUUGUAUUUGUUUUUAUAUACACAUUAGUUUGUAGUUGUUCUAGUUUUAAACAUGUGGGGAUCAGCUUUCAAAUGUUUUGUUCCUGCUCUCAUCUUGGUGCACGCCAGCUUUCUCAUGGUGCAGGAACGAGACUCAGCUCCAACCAACGUACCAAGAUCAUGUUCGCUAGCUAUUAUUUCUGCUUUGAUCAAACGCGAGAGGAUGUCAGUGCAAGUUAGAUAGGUCAAGUAUUUUGAAUCAUGUUAACACAAUAUUGUUCAUGGAAAUGUUGUUGUGAAAAGAUGCGAAUGAGAAAAGAUUAUGGAUUUAUAUUUAUUUGAUGUGUAUUUAAACAGAACAAACACUUAUUUUUGUUUUCACUUCCGAGCGCCACUUGUGGCUCCUAGAUCAUACACUACAUACACAGGUGUUGUUGGCAGACAUCAACUUGUUCUCUACUGACUGGAGUCCAACACGCAACCUCUCACCAGUGAGCACGUUUCUGCUAAAUGUAUCGCACACUUAUUUAGCGGUGAUGUCCGAGCACAGCUAUUGAGUGAAUCCGACAUGAUGCUGCUUUGACUCCGCUGCUCUUCUUCGCUCACUUCUCCUAGUUACAGUACAGUAACGCUAGGUUUUCUGCUGAGCUUAGCGCAUUUCGGAAGGGUGUGUGUGCCGUGGGUCGCACACAGUACAGUAGGUCCAAGGGGCGGUCCUGGUCCACCACAUUACAAACUACAUUGUGAAAGAAGUUCAGCUCUAGUUUUGCUUCACACCAGCGGGAACCAAGAGAGCACAGGCAGUGGGACCAAAUCAGAGUUUGUGAAUGCCUUGUUUUUUCCCCAGAGAGACGUCCUCCACUUUGUUUCAGCCAUCUCCUUAUUGUUUUGUACUCAGCUUUCAUUCCACAACUGCAGAGCUAAUAAAAGCUUCAGCUGGAAACUAUGGUGUGUGUCUCUGUCACCAUCACUGUCUGGGGCUUCGGCCUGUCCUUCCAUGGCAACUCUUCGAUGAUGUCACAAAACAAUAUAGACCAAGAAGUGCAAUAAUUUUCCACCUCCCUCUCUCCUCUAUUCCUCGUCUCUCCAUCUUUUUAUUCAACAAAAUCAUCAAUUUCCGA